GCCAAACCCGGACGCUGAACCUUGUAGCACUCCCGGAGCGGAGGUGGCCGCUACGGGUGGGUGGGCGAGGUCGCAGGUUCGAGACCCAGCCGGAGGGGAGGACACAACCCUUCCCCUGGAGCUACAACUUUUCCACCGCAGUCGUGGGGUCCCGAUGGGGGCCGUGGGGCGCCCGCCGUCGUUGGGAGAGCCGGCAGGCUCUUGGAGUUGAAACUUCGGAAGGGGAAGCAAGGGCCAGACUCCAUGGGGUUGAUGACUACUCAGGGGCCGAGUCUGCUGGGGCUUCUCUUGACGAUGGCAGAGACAGUGUCCAGGGCCACAGGCCUGACUCCAAGAACCCACACUGGCGUGUGGUUUCCGGUCACCCAGGAGAGCCCGAACCCUAUGGGAGAUUGCCGCCUCGUGUGUGACUUGAACGUGUCUGACCGCUGUCACUUCAUCCACACCAACCCCGACUGCAGCGGCCCCCAGGGAUACCUGGACUACUUAGGCGGAAUCUUCUGCUUCUUCCCCCCUCACCUGCUCCCCCUCGCCAUCGUCCUUUACGCCUUGUGGCUUCUCUACCUGUUUCUGAUCCUCGGGGUCACUGCAGCCAAGUUUUUCUGCCCUAACCUGUCGGCCAUCUGCACCAGCCUCAAACUGUCCCACAAUGUGGCUGGCGUCACCUUCCUGGCCUUCGGGAACGGAGCCCCCGAUAUCUUCAGUGCACUGGUGGCCUUCUCGGACCCGCGCACAGCAGGCCUGGCUGUGGGGUCGCUGUUCGGAGCCGGCGUGCUGGUCACCACGGUGGUGGCGGGUGGCAUCGCCAUCCUGCGCCCCUUCCAGGCAGCCUCCCGGCCCUUCCUCCGCGACGUGUCCUUCUACAUGGUGGCCGUGUUCCUCACCUUUACCGCCUGCUACCUGGGCAGGGUCACGCUGUUCUGGGCCCUGGGCUGCCUGGGCCUGUACGUCUUUUAUGUGCUCACCGUGGUUCUCUGCACCUGGGUCUACCGUUGGCAGCGGAGGCAGUCGCUGCCCAAUUCUAUGGCAGGGACUCCAGAGCUGCUGUCAGAGGCUGAGGAGAACCUGGUGACUUCCACCAUCAGCAGCUCUGACUACUAUGGUGAAGAGUACCAGCCCCUCCUCUUCUACCAGGAGCCCACGGGGCGCGUCCUGGCACGGGGCCUCAACCCCCUGGACAACAGGACAUGGAGGAACAAGUCCACCUCCUGGAGGGUGCGCAAAGUGUUCAAGCUCCCCGUGGAGUUCCUGCUGCUCCUCACUGUCCCUGUGGUGGACCCUGACAAGGAUGACCGGAACUGGAAGCGGCCCCUCAACUGCCUGCACCUGAUCUUCAGCCCCCUGGUUAUGGUCCUCACCCUGCGCUCAGGGGCUUAUGGCAUCUACGAGAUCGGGGGCCUGGUUCCCGUCUGGGCCGUGGUAGUGAUACUGGGGACAUUCCUGGCUGCAGUGACAUUCUUUGCCACAUCCAACAAUGAACCUCCCAGGUUUCACUGGCUCUGGGCCUUCCUCGGGUUCCUCACCAGUGCGCUGUGGAUCAAUGCGGCAGCCACUGAGGUGGUCAACAUCUUGAGGGCAGUGGGUGUCGUCUUCCGGCUCAGCAACACCGUCCUGGGCCUCACGCUGCUGGCCUGGGGCAACAGCAUCGGAGACGUCUUCUCAGACUUCACGCUGGCACGCCAAGGCUACGCGAGGAUGGCCUUUGCCGCUUGCUUCGGUGGCAUCAUCUUCAACAUGCUGGUGGGCGUGGGCCUGGGCUGCCUGCUGCAGAUAUCCCAGGGUAUCCCGGAGGUGAAGCUGCAGCCCGAAGGCCUGUUGGUGUGGGUGCUGGCUGGCGCCCUGGGCCUCAGCCUCGUCUACUCCCUCCUGGCCGUGCCCCUCCGGCGCUUCCAGCUGAACCGCAUCUACGGCUCCUGCCUGCUGCUCUUCUACGCAUGCUUCCUGAUGGUGGCGCUGCUCACCGAGUUCGGGGUGAUUCACCUGAAGUCCGUGUGACCACCGCCCUGGUGGCCAGGAUGUGCCACUGCAUGCAACUAAGUGGCUGCUGAACAUUCUAGAAUCAGCCAAGCGAGGGCAUCAGCUGCCCGACAUGCAAGACAGGAGCUCAGCUGGAUUCCUGGGGCCCUGCAGACUCUUCUUCGUGGUGGAAAUAACUUGAAAGCGGCAUUGUCUCCAGGCCAGAGGGAAAGGAAUUGGGCAGUGUUGGAAGACACCCCCGUGUGCUUUCAUGGCCAACCACCAGUUGCAUCUCUCAGCUCAGCAGGUCCCGGAUGAUGCCAGCAGC
Suncus etruscus (white-toothed pygmy shrew) is the source of this 2284-nucleotide messenger RNA. It is a transcript of the gene SLC8B1, whose product is annotated as solute carrier family 8 member B1. Gene Ontology annotation, cellular component: membrane. Gene Ontology annotation, biological process: intracellular calcium ion homeostasis; calcium export from the mitochondrion. The record is from RefSeq and is a predicted model, not a curated record. The transcript is spliced from 16 exons. NCBI's taxonomy places the organism in Eukaryota, Metazoa, Chordata, Mammalia, Eulipotyphla, Soricidae. Gene Ontology annotation, molecular function: calcium:sodium antiporter activity. Bases 244 to 1995 code for a protein of 583 amino acids.